AUGGAAGAAGAAGAAAAGAAUAAUUUUCACAAUGAUUUAAAAAGUCAAAUAAAUAAUAAUAAUAAUAAUAAUAAUAAUAAUAAUAAUAAUAAUAAUAAUAAUAUAAAUUGUAAAGAUAAUGAAAUUUUAAAGAAUCAAAUAAUGAAAUUAAAUAUAUUAUUUAAUAAACAAAGUGAAAGAUUAAAACAAGUUUAUUCCAGUUUAAAAUAUAAUGAAACUAUAAAGAAAACAAAUUGUGAAAGAUUACAAUCAUUAGAGUUGGAAUCACAUCAAUUAAAAGUUGAAGUGGCGAAAAAACAAUAUGAUAUUAAGAAAUUAUAUUUUCAAUUGGAAAAUAUUGAAAACACUAAAAAACCAUCAAUCGAACAAACUAUACAAUUGGAAUUUAAAAUUAAAAAAGAAUUUUCAUUAUUGGAUAAAGAAUUGGAAAAUUAUAAUUUGGAAAAUCAACAUUUGGAACAAACCAAACAUCAAAUCAUUAAUUUAAUUUCCAAUUUAUUUAACAAUAUUGAUUAUUCAUUUGGAAAUCAAUCCAAUAAUGAAUUUGAUGAUCCAAUGAUUUUAGAAACUGAUAAUAAUAAUAAUAAUAAUAAAAAUAAUGAUAAUGAUAUAAAUAUUAAUAUUAUUGAAGAGAUUGAAUUUAUAAGAAAUCAAUAUAAAGGAAUUAUGAUCGAAAACAAUCAAUUGGAUGAAUUGAUUGUAAAAGAAAAAGAAAAACUAUCGUUUGGAAAAUUACAAAAACAAAAGAAAAAAUUAGAGGAAGAAUUAUUUGAUUUAAAUAAAUUUUUAAAUAAAUAG
Dictyostelium discoideum AX4 is the source of this 798-nucleotide messenger RNA. RefSeq lists its product as hypothetical. The record is from RefSeq and is a predicted model, not a curated record. NCBI's taxonomy places the organism in Eukaryota, Evosea, Eumycetozoa, Dictyosteliales, Dictyosteliaceae. Bases 1 to 798 code for a protein of 265 amino acids. The transcript is spliced from 2 exons.